AUGAGUCGAUCAUCAGUAGUGUGUGAGUGGAGGGUCCGGCUGGGCGGGCGAUGCUGUGGAGCUGCUGGGUAUUAGAAGCCUUAUGGGUCCUGCGCUGCUAGUCCUUCUUAACGUAUUACCGUAAAUCUUCAGUGGAGGGUGAAAUAUGUCCGGACGGGGCGGGAGAUGUUUGUAUAGUUGAGCGGUGGUGGCGGAGAGAAAGAGGCGUACCGGGAAGACUUUAAAUCCGAGUCACAAGACUGACUGAGUGACUAAGAGACUCAAUGUCGGACUGGAGUUCAGCCGCCGGCUUCAGUUAAACAGUUAAAGUGGAUGGAGAACGAGGGAUUUUCUAAGGAGGGCUCCAGCAGCUCGGAUGAUGAGUUGGUGGAUCUGACCGGCACAGCGCAGGAUCUCAUUGACGAUGUCCCAUACCUGGACCAUGGCAGCACUGCAAACCACAGUAAUGGCAGCUGGGCUGGCAAUGCUGGGCUGCUGGAUCUCCUGGAAGAAGGGGUGCCUGGCGUGGGUACCUAUGAUGACUUCAACACCAUCGACUGGGUGAGGGAAAAGUCAAAAGAUCGGGACCGCCACAGAGAGAUCAGCAGAAAGAAGAAGCAGUCUGUGCUGGCUCUUCUCUUCAGUUUGAGUGAUGCUUUUUCUGGCUGGCUCCUGAUGCUCCUCAUCGGCCUAAUGUCAGGAGCCUUGGCAGGAGGUAUAGACAUUGCAGCUCAUUGGCUGACAGAUCUGAAGGAGGGCGUGUGCCUGAACGGUUUCUGGUUCAAUCAUGAGAACUGCUGCUGGGACUCCAAGGAGACCACCUUCCAGGAGAGAGACAAAUGCCCCCAGUGGAAAAGCUGGGCUGAGCUCAUGGUGGGAGUCACUGAGGGGGCGAGUGCAUACGUGGUGAAUUAUCUGAUGUACGUGUCCUGGGCUCUGCUAUUCUCGUUUCUGGCCGUAAUCUUGGUCAGAGCCUUCGCUCCAUACGCCUGCGGCUCAGGAAUCCCUGAGAUUAAGACCAUUCUGAGUGGUUUCAUAAUCAGAGGUUAUCUGGGGAAGUGGACACUGGUGAUAAAGACCAUCACUCUGGUUCUAGCCGUGUCAUCAGGCCUCAGCCUGGGUAAGGAGGGGCCGCUGGUGCAUGUGGCCUGCUGCUGCGCUAACAUCCUGUGCCACCUCUUCACCAAGUACCGCAAGAACGAGGCCAAGAGGAGGGAGGUACUCUCUGCAGCCUCUGCUGUGGGUGUGUCAGUAGCUUUUGGAGCUCCUAUUGGAGGAGUGCUUUUCAGUCUGGAAGAGGUCAGCUACUACUUCCCUCUGAAGACGCUGUGGCGCUCCUUCUUCGCUGCGCUGGUCGCUGCCUUCACCCUGCGCUCCAUUAACCCCUUCGGCAACAGCCGCUUAGUUCUGUUCUACGUGGAGUUCCACACUCCUUGGCACUUUCUGGAGCUCUUCCCCUUCGUGCUGCUGGGUAUUUUUGGAGGCCUGUGGGGGGCUCUGUUCAUUCGAGCUAACAUCGCGUGGUGUCGAAGGCGGAAGACCUCCCGCCUGGGCCACUACCCCGUGCUCGAGGUGCUGGUGGUGGCCCUGGCCACGGCGCUGCUGGCCUUUCCUAAUGAGUACACCCGCAUGAGCGGCAGUGAGCUGAUCUCAGAACUUUUUAAUGACUGCAGUUUGCUGGACUCAUCCAAACUUUGUGACUACCUCCCUCUGAGCAAGGUUGGAGAUAAAGGUGCCAACUUUAGUCAGAGCAGUAAUGGCCUAGCCGACCGGCCAGCGGGACCUGGGGUCUAUGCAGCCAUCUGGCAGCUGGCACUGGCCCUUGUGUUUAAAAUGUUCAUCACGGUGGUUACUUUCGGCAUGAAGGUGCCCUCUGGUCUGUUUAUUCCCAGCAUGGCAGUGGGGGCGAUAGCUGGCAGGUUACUGGGCAUUGGAAUGGAGCAGCUGGCCUACUACCACCAUGACUGGCCCAUGUUUAAAAGCUGGUGCUCUCCUGGAGCCGACUGCAUCACCCCAGGUCUUUAUGCCAUGCUCGGAGCUGCAGCAUGUUUGGGUGGUGUUACACGAAUGACCGUCUCUCUGGUGGUCAUCAUGUUUGAGCUGACUGGUGGGCUGGAGUACAUCGUCCCUCUAAUGGCAGCCACUAUGACCAGCAAGUGGGUGGCGGACGCUCUGGGGCGAGAGGGCAUCUACGAGGCACACAUCCGCCUUAACGGUUACCCCUUCCUGGAGACCAAAGAGGAGUUUGAACACAAGACUCUGGCCAUGGACGUGAUGCGACCGCGGAGGAGUGACCCCCCGCUGUCUGUGUUAACUCAGGACGGGAUGACCGUGGAGGAGGUGGAGGCUAUGAUAUCGGACACGUCGUACAGCGGCUUCCCUGUAGUGGUCUCUAAUGAGUCUCAGAGGCUGGUGGGCUUUGUGCUGCGGAGGGACCUGGUGAUAUCCAUAGAUAAUGCUCGUCGCUGCCAGGAGGGCAUUGUAGGAGCGUCGCAUAUACUCUUCACGGAUCACUCUCCGUCCCAGCCACUAGGUGGCCCUCCUCCACUCAAUUUGCGCAGUAUUCUGGACCUCAGUCCGCUGGCAGUCACUGACCACACACCCAUGGAAAUUACUGUGGACAUCUUCCGCAAACUUGGCCUCCGCCAAUGCCUUGUCACUCAGAACGGACGUCUGCUGGGGAUCAUCACCAAGAAGGACAUUUUGAAGCACAUGGCUCAGAUGGCCAAUAGAGACCCUGACUCUAUUCUGUUUAACUGAGAAGGAGUUACUGUGGAUUUUGGUAGGAGAAACGCUCAGAAGCCACACAGAUUUCCUUCACGCACAUCUAAGGCUGGAUUGGAUAGUACAGUUCUUACCUGUGUCUCUGUGUGUGUGGGGAGGAUUCUGGGGUUUACUGGUGUUACUGAUACAGGAUGCAGGUAUGAGUCUUGCUCGAGGCCCCUUCUACACCAGCAGAGCGGGACAUGCCUGGACAAGACGUCCUGCCACUGGAAGAUUCGUUUCUUGUUCUUCAGCUUAGCUUGAAGCCGAGGGGCCCUGAUGGGAAAAAAGUAUGAAUGGCCCAGACACUGCUGUUGACAUUAAAUACAAUUUGCCACUGACUACUGUAUGCUAUGUACUAUGUACACACACACACACACACACACACACACGUACACACACACACACCACUGGCGCACCAGUUACUCCACACAAACCACUGCUGUUCCAAAUCUCAAACAUCACCAAAACAUGCUUAAAUACACCAAACAAUUUUGUCUUAUGCACACAUUCUCUCUCUCACACAGAAGAUCUCGCACAAGAUCAACACAACCCACUGCUGGUUCACUUCCCUUAAAUGUGUAGUAUCACUAAAACAUGCCAGUGUAGCCAAAGAACACACACAUUCAUGAUGCCUUUAAAGCACCAGUUACUUCACAAGCCACUGCUGAUCCAAAAACCUCACAAUAAAGGAUGUUAAAGAACUUG
This is a messenger RNA of Astyanax mexicanus (Mexican tetra), 3450 nucleotides long. RefSeq names its product chloride channel, voltage-sensitive 5b (gene clcn5b). The transcript has 13 exons. The record is from RefSeq and is a predicted model, not a curated record. Gene Ontology annotation, cellular component: membrane; synaptic vesicle; Golgi apparatus. Bases 313 to 2739 code for a protein of 808 amino acids. Lineage: Eukaryota; Metazoa; Chordata; Actinopteri; Characiformes; Acestrorhamphidae. Gene Ontology annotation, molecular function: voltage-gated chloride channel activity. Gene Ontology annotation, biological process: chloride transport; transmembrane transport.